AGAAAAGUCAUUUGCCAUAGUGCCAUAAAUAAUAGAGAGUUGCAGAAUUUUUAUUACAAUUCUCCUUGAAGGAGGCGACAGUUCGCGCAAGGAAAAGUUUCGUGUCACACAAAGAAAGUGGAUUUGCCUGGAACAGUGAAAUAAUUUAUGUUCAGUGCCAGUAGCAGCAUCAUUCUCACCACGCGUAGUUUUGUGCUGUUGAUGGCCGCAGCAUGCCAAACACAAACGAAAAUACACAUUCCGGCUCCUCCGGCGACGAUCUCGGCAGCACCGAUGAGGUGAAAGUAUUCAAAGACGAAGGCGACCGUGAAGAUGAGAAAGCUUCGUCCGAGAAUCUGUUGGAGGAGAAGUUCAACCUGAUCGAUCUGACGGAAAGUGCGGAGAACCUGGUGAAGAAUUCCUCCCGCCAGGACCUGAGCCCGCCGUAUGCCGGUGGUGCCAGCGGUGGCAGCAGUGCCGGAAAGCUUAAUUCUCCCGAUCAUUCACCCGGGUUCAAUAUGGGCUACCUGCCGCCUUAUCAAUAUUCCAGCGGAACGGCCAGUGCAAUACAGGGCUCCAUGGGAAAGAUAGGUCUAUCGCAGUUUUUCUGCAAUGAAGACCCGCUUUCGAACCCACCUCCAGCGCAUUGUGGAAUCAUUCCCUACCAAUUAGACUCAAAAGCGAUCGGACUAUCCGCACGACAAUCGCUGUAUUCCUUUUCCACUAGUCAGUACCCUUAUCCUAUACUAUCCUCGAAUAUGUUACCGGUCCCACCAUCCUGGCACACUCCGUCAAUGUAUUCCACCGCCCCUAGUUUCCGCAAUUCUUACCCAUCGUCCUUACAAAUUUACACCACCUUAGCUAGCGACCUUUACUCACGCUAUCAGUCCUCCUCGCUUCUCAAUUCCGUACACUCCCACAAUGUGCUAAAUCAGGUGAAACAGGAAGUGUCACCCUCCCAAGAAAUCACCCACAACUACAGCAUACGGCAAACCAACCACCACGGGUCCCCAUCGAAAUCUAGCAACGACAUGCCCCAGGAACUGACCGCCCGCUACUCCCGGCCUUCGCUCGGCGGCAGCUCAUCCGGCGGAUCAGGAUCAACCAGCUCCUCCACCGGAACCUCGAAAAAGAAGUGCUCCAGCGCUGACCGGCAGCAGCCGCAGAACAUCAAACCACAUAUCAAAAAGCCGCUGAACGCGUUCAUGCUCUACAUGAAGGAGAUGCGCGCCAAGGUGGUGGCCGAAUGCACCCUCAAGGAAUCGGCCGCCAUCAAUCAGAUCCUGGGCCGAAAGUGGCACUCGCUGACCCGGGAGGAACAGAGCGUCUACUACGACAAGGCCCGGCAGGAGCGGCAACUGCACAUGGAAAUGUACCCGGGCUGGACGGCGCGGGACAACUACGGCUACGGGGCGAAGAAGAAGCGGAAAGCGAAAAAGAAGGACCAACUGGGGACGGAAGCGGCGAGCAGGCGAAAGAAAAUUUGUAUACGAAACGAAGAAUCCGACAACUACGACGGGACGCGUAUGUCGGACGAUUACAUGAGCAAUUACGGUACCGUAGUGUAAUAUUGGAUUGGACUGCAGCGCAACCAGCAACACAAACACAGCAACAAAUCCCACGCCUAUAAGACUUGAACGUACCCGCGACGGUACAGGACGAGAAUAUUUUCAUAGCCAUUAUUUCGCCAUCAGAUUUCGCGCUAUAUACCGUUGUAGCAGAAGACCCAAAGUUUACAAAGCCAAAACCGAAACCAAAUGUUCUAGUUAUCGGACAGCCGAUAAUGCAAUGUAUACAAAGUGAACACACAAAUCUCAAAUCGUUAUUUUAAUUUUAGCUAAUUUAUUGAACUGCGUCAAACCAAGAAAUUGAACUAUCGAAUUUCUGUUGUAAGAAAUAAUUCUUCCCCUGUUUGGAGGCAACUUUUCCGUACUUAAUUUUAUCAAUCGUAUUGUUUAGGACCGUACUAUACCGAAAUACCAGCGCUAUUGUUCGUUGAUGCGAAGAAGCACCGUCGUCACUUGACGAUAGUGGCGAUUUUCCGUGAAUGGGAAAAAUCGCGUAAAACAGUGACAAAAUACUUAGUAGAUAAAGCAAAAGAUAACAAUCUGUGGUGUUUUAAAAAAAUGUAAUUUAAUAUGCGAUAAAGGUGAAGUAGUGAUGAGAAUGAAAAGAUUGAGUAUGACAAGUCUUUAGUUGCGUAAGUUUAGAAAAGAAACCAAAUUUAAAAGGUACAUAGAUAUAGGUAUAUUGGGUAUUUAGAGGGUAACUACAUUUAAACUACAGGUGUAAGUAUGUGUUAGCAUUAAUUCUGGUGGAUAACAAUGAUAACAGAAAGUACACAGCAAUAAUCGUGUCAUUCGAAAAGAAAUGAUAAUUAUUGUUAUAAAAUGCGCAAAGCAAGAAUAAUAGGAAGAACGAAGAAACAGGGAAAAAAAGGAAACAGAACACUGGUGGCAUUGUUCGCCGGUCGGAUUUUUUUUUUCAUUUUUUUGAAUGGCAAUUCGUUUCCGCUGAAACAAUUAGGAUCUCUUUUGAGGCGAAAGGAAAUCAUGGAAAACACGACGAUGAUGCUGUUGAUACUCUGUAAGAUGAAAACGAAAAUGCACGAGUCGUAAAAAUACAAUACCGGGAAGGGGAAGUAAUUUAUUUGACUUAUUUUCAGGGAAGUUUAUAAUCUUCCUUCACCAACGAGCUUAUAGGAAAAUUAUGGUACUACUUGAGCGGAAAUGAAUUGUUAUUUUAUCACUCUUGAACGCAUUAGGUUUAGGGCACAUAACGAGGGCGAGAGAUGAAGACAAGGAAAACAAGUCGAGGUCGCAUGUAAUUUUUCGUCUGGGGAAGCGUAUCGGUGCUUUCAUUGUUUUGGGUCCACCCACCUUGCCUUGCUUUACCCUAUAUGCGUCAUUUUGCGUAUUCUUAGCAGCUGCCAUCAUCAUCAUUAGAGUGAGUGAAGUGCUCAUUUCGUUGUUGUACUACUGCUGCCAUUGCUAGCAUUGCUUGAUUGAGACGUUCUGAUGGAAUGGAAAUCCUGUAAAUCCAUCUAUAAUUUUCCGGUGUUUGACAAAGGGGGAGGGCACUUCCAGGUUCGAUCGUAGAGAUGGUAUAUUGAAGAGUUUCCAAAAUUUUCACCACAAGUCUUUAGGAUAUAAUUCUUCCAAAGUUUUCCUGGCAUUCUGCAGAAAAACUCUGCAAAAGCCAAUGAUUUCGCCAAAAAUCUUUAGCGACGUCCACAUGGAAUAUGUGACAAAAUUCGUCGUCUUUUUUAUUUAAGUACCCAUCACACACUUUUCCUUCUUCCGUUACACUUACAAUACAAAGAUGCAGAGGAUUUCUGGAUUCAAUUAGAGGGUACACGAAGUGACCGCUCACGUAUUGUUCAAAAUGAUUCAAAUUGGUUCAAUUUUAUUGAUCAAAAUAUGUAAUGGGGUUAAAUUCCCUCCAUAAUUUUCCGGUGUUUGAAUAAGGGGGGGGCGGUGUUUUGCAGUUUCGAUCGGAGAUAGUAUAUUGAAAGGUUCUCAAAACUUACGCUGCAAGUUAUUUUCGAAAAGUUAGGAAAAAGUUUGGAAAACAUUCUUCCAAAGUUUUUCCUG
This is a messenger RNA of Aedes albopictus (Asian tiger mosquito), 3572 nucleotides long. Its product is annotated as protein pangolin, isoforms A/H/I/S-like. Gene Ontology annotation, molecular function: RNA polymerase II cis-regulatory region sequence-specific DNA binding; DNA-binding transcription factor activity, RNA polymerase II-specific. The record is from RefSeq and is a predicted model, not a curated record. The transcript has 3 exons. Gene Ontology annotation, cellular component: beta-catenin-TCF complex; chromatin. NCBI's taxonomy places the organism in Eukaryota, Metazoa, Arthropoda, Insecta, Diptera, Culicidae. The coding region runs from base 213 to 1547 and encodes 444 amino acids. Gene Ontology annotation, biological process: regulation of transcription by RNA polymerase II; canonical Wnt signaling pathway.